AUGAGUAAUUGCCAAGAGGCAUCGUCGGAGCAAACUACAAACGGUACUUCCUCUUGUAAGCCCCCUGAUAUCAACGAUUUUGUGAUUAUUAAGCCCAUAAGUCGAGGUGCCUUUGGCAAAGUGUUCCUGGGUACUAAGAAAACCAACACUGAAACAAUGUAUGCAAUUAAAGUAAUGAAAAAAACAGAAAUGAUCAACAAAAAUAUGGUUACGCAUGUUGUCAACGAAAGAAACGCUCUGGCCCUUGCCAAAAGCCCGUUUUGUGUUCAGUUGUACUAUUCCUUGCAGACUGUCUCUAGUGUCUAUUUGGUUCUGGAAUAUAUGGUAGGAGGUGACUUGAAAUCCCUUUUAAGUGUUUACGGGUUCUUUGAUGAACCAAUGGCUACAUUUUAUGUAGCAGAAGUUGCCCUAGCCCUACAAUAUUUACAUAAGCAUAGCAUUAUUCACAGAGAUAUUAAGCCAGAUAACAUGCUAUUGUCCAAAGAUGGUCAUGUUAAACUAACAGAUUUUGGCUUGUCCAGAGUUCAAAUACAUAGAGAUUUAGAAAUAACCGAUUUUGAAAAUAACACUAAUUUACACACUCGUACUCCUGGUCAGGUGCUUAGUUUGACUUCGCAUUUAAGCUUUGGGUCUGGAAAUUCAAAGUGCUUCAGUCAUGUGAAUGCUUCUAUAAGCAACUGUGGGGAAAUUUCUGCAUCAAGAAAUGAUUCCUCAACUGUUGGCAAAGAUGGAAAUAUAUCUGGUGUAAAUUUUUUUUCUGCUGAGCAACUUACUCCACUAAAAUCCAUUGAUAAUACUGAGUGUUCUUCAUAUCUCACAUGUGGUUCAAGCUCUCAAGCAUCCUCAUUAAAAAUAGAUGAAACUGAUCACGUUAAUAAUAGUGAAAAUAAUACAUCUCCUAUUAGCCGUAAAAUACCUAGUCGGUUGGGAAUGUAUUACAAAGGGCGAGAAACUGAAAGAAAGCGAAAAAACAGAAGUUUUAGUCCAAAUAAAACUAGCAAAACUUAUGUAAGAACUGGAUUAACUGGAGAAAUGGAGGCUCUAAGAGUUGUUAAUCAAUUGAUUUCUACAACUCCUCCCAGAGGUAAUUUAUUAGUAGUGUUUGAUUUGUUUAAUACAUUUUUGGUUUUAGGUGUCACAUUUUCAACUCCUGUCUCAAGUCAAAAAUCUUGCAAGAAAAAAUCUACAAGAUUUGAAAUUCCCAAAUCAACUCCUGACAAAUUAGAACAGCCUGUGGAACCUUCCAGUCAUGUCAGCCCCAUUGAAAAUGUCACCCCCAAAACACCAAGAACCCCUUACAGAACUCCAAAGUCUGUGAAAAGAGGCCAAUGGAGUUCUGAUCAACGAAUAUUAGGCACACCUGAUUAUUUAGCUCCAGAACUGCUUUUGAAAAAAGGUCACAACCAUUCAGUGGAUUGGUGGGCUUUAGGUGUAUGUUUUUAUGAAUUUGUCACAGGAAUUCCACCUUAUAACGAUGACACACCUCAGCAAGUUUUUAGGAAUAUUUUGGAAAAUAAUAUUGAAUGGCCAACCGAGGACGAAGCACUUUCUCCAUGCAUUGUAGAUGCUAUAUUGGCUCUAUUAAAUCAUGAUCCUGAAGAAAGACCCACAGCAUUUGAAGUAAUGCAAAUGGAGGCGUUUAAACACAUUGAUUGGUCGAAUUUGUUAAAUAUGACUCCGCCUUUUGUACCAGAUCCGUGUGAUUUAACUGAUACUGCCUAUUUUCAAGCUCGAAAUGAUCUACUUAAGUUUAAUUUGUCUAGUUUUGAUGAAGGACUUAGUUAG
This is a messenger RNA of Ceutorhynchus assimilis (cabbage seed weevil), 1785 nucleotides long. NCBI's taxonomy places the organism in Eukaryota, Metazoa, Arthropoda, Insecta, Coleoptera, Curculionidae. The record is from the annotation of a GenBank genome assembly.